Messenger RNA from Trichobilharzia szidati, 605 nucleotides. Lineage: Eukaryota; Metazoa; Platyhelminthes; Trematoda; Strigeidida; Schistosomatidae. The record is from the annotation of a GenBank genome assembly.
GUUUGACAUUAAAUUUGUCCUCGGUAGGUCAUGCCGUGUGCAGGUUUGCGUGGUUGCGGCAUGCGUUGUUUGCAAGCAUGUUUGAUGAAUAUAAAUGUAAAAUGUUGGUAUUCUAACGUUUUCUUUUACUUAUUUUGUGCAUGUACCAGGCUUGGUUUAUCAUACACUCGGUUUGUUGGCCUAUCGGUUGCUGGCGAUGUCAAGGAAUCCGUGAGUUCUAGGGCUUUUCUCGAUUUUAGGUUAUACAUGUAGCAUUUUAUUGAUGGAUAUUGCGACACAGAUGGAUGCUAAUUGACAACGCCUUUUUAGUUUAUUGCAGGUAGGCAAUGCGGGUGAAAGUACUGCUGACGUCAGUGGAAUUUUCGAUGAAAUUAUGCUGGGAAGGCGUUUCUUUAGUUGGGAGGAAUUUGAGAAUUCCUUAGGAGAAUUUCAACAAUUGUCCUGCACUCACUAUGUGCAUAUUCAAAGCAAAACAACAGGGGACGACAGAUAUAAGUACGCUUACGUUUAUUUUAAAUGCACUUUUGGCGUGAACCGUGGAAAAGCUGGCCUGAAAUUGCGAAACAAGUCGUCUAAAUGUUGCAACUGUCUGUCUGCAUUUCGCG